CGCCCGCCCGCCCGCGCCGUCCCCGCAGCGGCACCGCGGACCUGACCUCGCGCGGAGAUGGAGGUCCUCGAGGUGGAUGCUUCAGCCCAGCAGGAGCGGCUGCAGGCCAUUGCAGAGAGGCGGAGGAGGCAGGCGGAGAUCGAGGGCAAGCGCCGGCAGCUGGAGGAGGACAGGAGGCAGCUGCAGCACCUCAAGUCCAAGGCCCUGAGGGAGCGCUGGCUGCUGGAGGGGACCUCUUCCUCGGCCUCAGAUGGGGAGGACAUGAGGAGGCAGAUGCAGGAGGACGAGCAGAAGGGCCCCGGCACACAGAGGCCUUCACACCUGCCCCUCCUCAGGCUGGAAAAGGAAAUCGACGUGCUGGAGAACGGGGAGCCGGCCCCUGCCCCCUUGAGAGAGGACAAGGCAGUGUCCAGUCCAGCCCGGACCCUGGCCCCCAGCCCAGCCAAGGAGCAGCCCCGGGGGGACUUGGUGUGCAGCCCAGAACAGACCCCGCCGGGCACGCCCAAAGAGAAGCAGGUGUCCAACACCCCUGUGCGGACCGUCGGAGGCUCCCCCAUGGUGAAGGCAGCCAUGUACUCAGUUGAGAUCACUGUGGAGAAGGACAAGGUGACAGGGGAGACCCGGGUGCUGUCCAGCACCACGCUGCUCCCCCGGGAGCCGCUUCCUCAGGGCAUCAAGGUCUACGAGGACGAGACAAAAGUUGUCCACGCCCUGGACGGCACCGCCGAGGACGGCGUCCACCCUCUGAGCUCCUCCGAGGUGGACGAGCUCCUCCACAAAGCAGACGAGGCCGCUCUGAGCGAGGCGGGGUCCACCGCUGGGGCAGCCGAGGCCGGGGGGCCCGUGGAGGCGAUCCGGUCCACGCCUGCCCGGCGCGAGAUCCCCGGUGUGCAGGCUCAGCCUGGCGAGGCCACCUCGGGUCCGCCGGGCACCCAGCCCGGCCAGGAGCCCCCGGUCACCAUGAUCUUCAUGGGCUACCAGAACGUGGAGGAUGAGGCCGAGACCAAGAAGGUGCUGGGUCUGCAGGACGCCAUCACGGCCGAGCUGGUGGUCAUCCAGGAGCCCGCCGAGACCCAGGAGCCCGCCCCGCCCAAUGGCAGUGCCGCCGAGCCCCCUGGCACCGCUGCAGGCGCCAGGGAGGAGAACCAGGUGGGGCCCGAGGCCACCGCCAGCGACCCCCAGGACCUGGACGUGAAGAAGCAGCGCUGCAAAUGCUGCUCCGUCAUGUGAGCCGGCCCGGCCCCCAGACCCUGGCCCCCCCUCCACACCAGACUCCCGCCAGCCCGGCCCCUCCCGGCGCCCGCCCACCCUGCACCCAGACCUCACGGGCCCAGGACCUGCGAGUGGCUCCACGUCCCUGGAGUUUUCUUUCACUGGAGGAGGGACGGCCCCCGCCCGCCGGCACCCCCCGCCCUCAGCCCGGACCCCGAGCCGGGCACUGGUGCAGAGAAACGGGCCGGCCUGCUCCCCCCGCGGGGACCCCCGACCGCGGCAGCUUCACGACGGGGCUCGCGCCCACCCGGUCCUGGUCGGUGUGGCCUCAGGCCGCCGCCUGUGCCUUCCUGCCACCUCCCACGAGUGUCUGAGGGGACCAGGAGCGGAGGGGUCCCGGGGCCUGGCCGUGGGACUCUCAGGGCCCUGCCAAAGGCGCUGGCCCCCAUCCCUGGGCCUGGGGUGAGGCCACGCUUCUGACGGGGCUGGAGGUCUUAGCAUGCAGCACGGGCUCCUCUGGACAUCUCAGCCUGACAGGUGCCCCCACAGGCCCAGCCAGUGGACGGUGGCACGUAGGGCGGGGACUGGGGGGAUGGGCCCCAUGGGGAGGGGUCUGUGACCCCUGGGCUGUGUCCUAGACCGGGAGGGCUGGGGUCUGGGAGCUGCCCCCAGCACCAGGGCCACAGGAGCUGCUCUUGUCCUGAGUUUCUGCCCCCCCACUGGGACCUCCUUCCUCCUGGUGCUAAUUUGGGGACCCCAGUGGCCGCUCCUGGCCUCCUGUCCAGCCUGCUUGGACCAGGGUCUUGGGUUCCCCUCACCCGACCCAAGAAGUCCGCCCCACCUGCCAGCUCUGCUGGGCUGGGAGCAUUUCUGGGCCGGGGGGUCUCCCUGGCUGGAGCCAGAGACCCUGUGGGCCACCCAGCCCAGGGUGGGCCUGCUCACGGCCCUCACUGGAUGUGGCAGGGGCUCCCUGCCCCGGGACGGCCCUGCGAGGCCCCGGAGGCACGCUCCUGCCCACUCUCACAGCCCUCUCCUGGAGCGCUGGCUUUGGCGGACAGGCCUCCAGCCCAGGGCCCGCCCUCGGGCCUUCUCUUGGCCAGCGGUCAGCUGCUACAGGGUGACCGCAGGGACCGUGCUGGACGGGAGCUGGGGUCCUGGCUUCAUGGAGCCCCUCCGGCAGCUGGGAGGAGGGGUGGUCUCUGCGGGUGGCCUGGGCAGUGGCCAUGGGGCCCUCUCUUCCUCCCUGGAAUCUGCCCGAGCCCCUCGAGCCUCGAGCCUCCGCUCAAGUGCCCUUGCUGCCCUCCGCUUCUGAUGUGUGACGAGGCCCCGAUGAAGCAAAUAAACAGUGCCA
Molecule: messenger RNA, 2563 nt
Organism: Urocitellus parryii (Arctic ground squirrel)
Lineage: Eukaryota; Metazoa; Chordata; Mammalia; Rodentia; Sciuridae
Source: RefSeq, a predicted model, not a curated record